This is a messenger RNA of Procambarus clarkii (red swamp crayfish), 740 nucleotides long. RefSeq names its product hepatitis A virus cellular receptor 1-like. The record is from RefSeq and is a predicted model, not a curated record. NCBI's taxonomy places the organism in Eukaryota, Metazoa, Arthropoda, Malacostraca, Decapoda, Cambaridae.
GUUAAGACUCUGGUGGAAUGUUAACGAGGUGGCCGACUGUCCCUGCGUUGGCAGUCAAGUGUCUGUGGUCAACAGCUGAACAAGUUACUUGAGUAGACGAUCAUUAAACAUCUAUGAUGGCAUUAUUCACUAUCUUCCUCCUCGGCUGCAUUGCUCAGGUGAUAAAGGGUCAGGCCUACCAACCAUACGGAACCCAUGUACCUCUGCCAGUUGUCACGCCCACUACCUCCACCGUCACAGUUCAGACAACCCUGACCCACACUCUGCGGGAGACGACGACCUCUGACGUGUGGGUUACAGAGCAGACGGCGAUCACCCUGACAGUCACCCAGACAACCACCCAAUGGGACUUUGUUCCCCAGUAUCCACAGACGGUGACCUCUGUGAUAAGGGUCACCUCCACACCGGUAGUGGUUGAGACGGCUACGGUGGGGGUCAACCCAGUGAGCACAAUGGUGUCCAUCUACAGUCAGUUCGUCACCACCACAGAUACUGUUAAAUACUGGCAGACCAUAACCCACGUGGCUGUCACUCACGAGAUCCAGACGGUGCCUGUGGUGACUACACAAGAGCUCUUUCAAGAGAUAGUAACUACAGUCACCCAGAUAGUAACCACUACAGUUACCUCAACCACUGAAAGAUACUACGCUUAAAACGGCUUUUGACUACUCCUCCCUCGCUUAAUGACUCAUCACAAAGUACUAUAGAUUGUAAUGUCAAAUAAAAGGUAUACUCGGUAA